CGCUCUCUUGCAGACAGGUCUCGAGUUUCCGCUUCCCUUGGGGCUCCCGGAGAGUCUGGAGAUGCCCCUGGUUUCUGCGUUUUCCCCUGCCCGCUCUUGCUCUUCCCGCUAGUUGUUAAGCUCCGCUAGACUCUCUUCCUGCGUGUCUGUCACAUUCUCUUCGUCCUCUCUGUCGUUUACAUAAAUCUCGUCCUGCUUGUCAAAGUUCCUUGUAGCUUUCUCGUUCGCUCCGCACUUAGGACCACACCACCGGAGUUCACUACUGGCCCUGGGGCAAACAGGCGGACGCGUUGCUUCCUGGAAAAACGACCUUCCACCCAACGGGGACUGCCGCAAACAAGUUGUUGCAUCCUCCGUUCGAGGCCGGCGCCCUUCCUCGCCUCUCUGCACUGCGGUGGCUCGACAGCAGAAGGCCUCGCCUGCCGCUCGAGAGUCUCUGAAUUUUCUCUAGCUCGCGCGCAUGCUCACCGCACUGCAACGCUCAGAACACAACCCGCGACUCUUCUCACUGUGUGUAAUGAAUGGAAAGAGACAGGGGGCCAGGAAAAGAGGGAAAAAGAAGGUCGGGGAACCGGACGCUGGAAAGCAGCGCAUUCGCGAAAGACGAAAAUGGACGGGAAGGAAGUCAGAGCGAAGGAUAGCCGGGAGAUGUCGUGACAGCCGUACCAGACGUGAGGCCGCAGUGUCCUCUCUUAGAUGGAGGAAGGCAGAGACCGACACUGACACACAACAGAGGAAAUCAGACACCGAUUCGUAUCCACGGCACAUGCAUACACUUCAUGUAAGAUUACUGGACAACAUGAAAAGCACGCAGCUUUCUGGUUUAAAGGAAAAACGUCUUCGACUUUCCCCUCGAAGUAACGAUGUGCCACGCUCUCUGCGAGAAUGGCAGCUUCUCGUUCUCGUCUCGCUUUCUCUCUCACUCUCUUUCCACUGCUGUCACAUCUGCUAUUCCUGGGGACCUCGCCUUCUCCUCUGACACGACCUGCGCUUUCCCGGUCUUCUCCAAUCCUCCGGCCUUGCCUCUGUCGUCGCGCCUGUCUCUCCCUCUUGGUCUGCGCGCCCUUGCUUGCUCUCGCCGCUUCCUUCCCUUCUUCUCCAUCUCUGAAGCGCACGAUUUCCGACGCUUCCUUUUCGGCCAUCUCUGGCUCUCCUUUCGCCUCUUCCGCCGCUUCCUCCUCUCCUUCGUCUUCCUUCCGUGUUUCGUCGUCUUUCUCUGCUUUCUCGCCUUCGGCUCAAGGCUCUGCUCCUCCGUCUUUUGCUGCGCCUCUCGCAGCCGCUCCCGUUCUUCCACCGGCGGCUGCUGCGAAGGGCCGCGCAGAGUUCGAGGCUCUCUGGAAAGAUGCAGAGGAGAUAUUGGGCGGGAGCAGAAGCGGCGCGCUCAAGAGUUGCUGGGCGGCGGUGUUGAAGGAAAUCAACCUUCUGCAGAGUCUGCCGAGCGAGCAGGCCUGCAGCAGCCUCGGCGAGGCUUCCCGCGAGUACAUUGCACUCCUCCGCGCGCGGUGUAUAUACACCCGAACCGGGCGCCCGUUCCCCAGCGCGCAGAACGGCUGCUACCUGCUGCCAGACGAUGUGCCUGUCACUUGGCUCGCGCUCCGUCCGGAGAGACAGGGAGAAGCAGGAGGAGACGCCAGGCAACGCAUCGUCGAUGGAUGCCAACAUGCAGACUCGAUGGACUUUGGAACAUUCGCGCUCGUUCGCGAACAAAUCAACCACAUCGACAACAUUUGUUUCUUCUUGCACAGUGCAGAGUGGCAGCGACGCAGCGAGGCGACUGUGAAUCGCCUGGCUCUCGCGUCUGGGGCGGUGGCUUCGCGCCUGCAUGCGCAGGCGCAGAAUCUCGCGGAGAUGCAUGUGAUUCAAAAGCAGCAGUUGGAGGGGGGCUGGCAAGUGACUCAGCUCCUUUCGAAUCUACACGAAGGCCUGAAGGACGUCUUUGCGGCACUGCACCAGAUCCGAAGUUUCCAUCGCUACCUGGCGGAGGCUGUGGGCAGCGUACAGACGUUCGCCUUUUACUUCUUCGCUCUGUUUCUCUCCCUCUGCUUCACGGCGCAUGCACGCGUGCAGGCGGCGCGGCUCCCGCUCCUCCUGCUGCUCCUCGUCCUCACCGCCGUCGAGCUCGCGACUCGGAAAUGGGGUAUGCGACUCUUCCUCGCUUUCGCAGAGCUCCGCGAGCGCGCUCGGUUCUGGAGGCAUCCUGACGAGACGCAGACGAGUCGAAGCGACCCGUUUCGCACUCUCGGCGACUCCUGGGAAGCUCCAGGCGCCGCCGUCGAGACCGUUGCAUGCGGCCUGAGGUGUAUGUACACCUCUGCCGCUGCACUGGUCUGGCUCCACCGCGCCGUCGUUCACAAGACGCCCGAGGAGCUGCUUCGCAACGAGAUGAAGAAACUCCAGAAGGAAAUGCAAGAGGUGCGCCAGGCGCUCUGUCAGCGGUCUCGCGCCGCAGCAGCGGCCGUCCAGCAUGCCAAAGGAAACGCGAGUCCGAGAAGCGACGCGGUUUGGAGAGAAGAGUCGAGUUGGGGAGAAGAGGCGAGUCGGCGGCACAAUGCGGUUUGGAGAGGGGAAGGUCGAGGAAGGGAGAAAAAGUUGUUUCAGGCCUUUGUGCCGCGGCGCGCUGCAGGGCCGCAGCAAAGGGAGGCAUGUGCAUUUCCACAGAAGCCAAACGUUCGAGGCGACGUCCUGUCCGCCGAGAGGGCCGAGCGCAGUUGCUGGUCGUCUACUGGAGGCGGCGAAGAGGAGACACCCUGCACCGCCUGCCUUCCGAGUUUGACGCAAAGAUGGCGCACCUCGAUAGAACGCGAUGAAAACGAAGAAGAAGAGGGAGGAGCAGAGAGAGGAGAAAAGGGAGAAGAAAGGAGAGGAGAGGAACGAAAAGGCGACGGAGGAGGAACAGGGGGAAGGGAGGGGGAGGACCCAGGGCAUGCCAGCGCGGUGGCCAAUCUGGAGAAGGAAGUGGCGGAGCUUCGAGGGCGGCUCGCUAGGCAAACUUUGGUGCAUGCACGGCUGAUGAACUUUUGCGAGGAAAUGCUGGAUAAAUUUCGACGCGGCGAACAAGCAUCGGAGAGCGACCUCAACCAAGGCGCGGCUCUCCAGCUGCUCUGGAACGAGACCUGCAGCGUCGCGUCCCUGUCUGGGAAGCUCGCGCAUUCGGCUUCCAUGUUCGUUUCUUCUCUCUCUCAUCCGUUCUCCUCUCCGACGUCCUCCUUCGCGUCGCUCCCUGGCGAGCCUGGCCCUGCCGAAAGCCCUUCCGACCUCCGAUUCUUCAGCGUCUCCUCGCCGUCUUCCUCAACCGGCCGGGUCGCCGCGCCGUUGGGUUGUACGUCCACUGGAGACGGUUUGAGCGGGGGCGUUGGGAGCGCGCAGGAGGAGACAUCAGCCUCUUCUCGGAUUCGUUCCAGUCCAGUCGACGCUGUGUCUCCGAACCUCGAGGGAGGUAUGUCUCUCGCCGCCUCUGUCUCCGCCCGCGUCGAGGGGGCAGGGGACAAGCAGGCGUCGAACGAGGAAGAGGCGGAGUGCGUGUCUCCGAGCGCUCGCUUGGCGUCUCAAGCGUCUCCUCGAUUUUGUGUUGUUCCGGCUCGGAGCGAAGGCGAACGUCAGCCGGUGAGUGCCACGGCCCGCGGGAGGACGCCCUCCGCAAACGAAAAACAAGUCUUCUGCGCCUCUCUCAAAACAUCACAGAGACUGCUGGCAGGGACUGGAGGAGACAUCUGCGCCGCGCUGUCUGUGGGGUCGGUGCGGUGUGGAGACAGGCACCGCACAGGGCCAGAAACGCCUGGCUGGCUAGCGUCGGUCGUCCGGAGACACCUCGGCUGGGGGGCGAGAGCGAGAACAAGACACAGGCGGGCGGCCGUGUCUCUCUCUCGGCGCUACGACAGAGACGAAGGAGAAGCAGCAGACUCGACUUUCCUGCCUUCUUCAGAAGAAGACGAACGCAAGACAGCGGUGGAGAGCAGAAGCAGACUCGUACGGACGAACGCAGAAGACGCAGAAGCAGUGGCGCCGGAUGGAGACCCAGACGAGCGAAGAAGCGCAGGAUCCUGCGGGCAACGCGCCGAGCGACGGGCGGCCGUCGCUGAUUCUCUCACGGCGCCGCAGAUGCGCGACCGAAGGGAGACGAACUCGGACGAGGAAAGGAUGAAGCUCGAUCGGGAAGAGGGAGACACUGAAUGCGGCAACGGCGGCAGAGGUAGACAAGGAGGAGGCAAAAGAAGAAUCGAUGGAAACAGACAAAGAGACAUAGAACAGAGAGAAGAAAGGGAAGAAAAAGCGGCAGCGAGACCAGGAGGCUUACGCCGAAAUCCUGUGAGAGCCGCACGACCUCGUCACUUUCUCGGCUGUGUGGAAGUUGAGAAUCCGGCGGAAUUUGCGGCGCCGUGGCUCUCGAAGAUUUCAGAGAACUCUGGGGAAGACACCGCCCUCCCAGCACCGAGGGCUCGACGGGUCGAAAGCGAGAGAAGACAGGGAAGACACCAAGUCGAGAAAAAAAAAGGAGAAGAAGCGAGAAGCAACGAGACAAAAGGAGAGAGCAAGGAACAGCGAGAACGAGAGAGAGACGCCAAGGGAGCGAGGGGGAAACACCCGAAAACAGAGCGAGGGAACGGUCAAUGAAAACGGUGUUAAACGACAGAAAAGCAAGUGGAAGAGGAACGGAAAGGUUGAGAAAUCGAGCAAGAGAAGGAAGGAUGAGAUAUAGGGAACAAACGAAAGGAGACCGAGGCAAGAGAGGAAAGAAACAGAUGUGGAGCAAGAGAAGGAAGGACAGAGAGGCAGAGCAUCAGAAGAGAAGGACGAUAUUACAGGAAGACUGAGAAGGAGAAAAAAUCAAUGACAGACGGGAGUUGACGAGGUGAAGGAUGAAAGACUCAAAUUAGGGGAGGAGGCGCCAGUGGGGAAAAGAUGUGCAGAGACGAGGAAAGGAACAGCGAAGAAAAGAGAGCAGAGUGCGAGGAAAGAGAACGGAAGAGACACCAUCGGCCGAGAAAGUGGAGAGAGAGGAGAAAGAAAUGGACAUGCCUAGCAUCCUCCGUACAGUGCUCAGCUGCGCGCGACGGAGUGACGCAUAGGCCUGAAAGAGAGAGGUGAGGAGGAAUCGGCAUAAAAAACGAUGAAUCGCAGAGAGAGUCGUGGUGAAACGCGAACGCCUCAGAUCGACUUGCAGCUACCACCGACUGCUCUCUAAUGGCCUUGAAGAAGAACAACGAAGGUGACAAGGCAGUGACUUUUGCCUGUUCGAAACGGUUUCUGUAAAACGC
This is a messenger RNA of Toxoplasma gondii ME49, 5255 nucleotides long. RefSeq lists its product as hypothetical. Bases 886 to 4611 code for a protein of 1241 amino acids. The transcript has 3 exons. Lineage: Eukaryota; Apicomplexa; Conoidasida; Eucoccidiorida; Sarcocystidae. The record is from RefSeq and is a predicted model, not a curated record.